UAGAUCUGAUUGGCCGGAGCAGUAAGAAGGGGGGAAAAUCUUUAAUUAAGCAGAUAAUCUCUUGUUGGGAUGAGAGCGGCUCCAUUUCAGAACCCCCCCUGGUUUCCCACAUGAGCUCCGGAGCUCCCUGAGAUCUGCAUGUAGGUAUAUAUCCCUCUUGCAGAGCAGAGUCACCCGGCUUUACAGCACACACAUCACUUCUAAUUCCCUAAACCUCAGGAUGCUUAUGCAUUUUGAAGUCUACUACUACAUUUUCAUCUUGAUGACUCACGUGAGGUCCUGCUGCACCUGGUCAGUGAAUAAUUUCCUGAUGACUGGCCCAAAGGCCUAUCUGAUCUACUCCAGCAGUGUGGCUGCCGGGGCACAGAGUGGGAUCGAGGAGUGCAAGUAUCAGUUUGCCUGGGAGCGCUGGAACUGCCCAGAGAGAGCUCUUCAGCUGUCCACUCACAGCGGCCUCAGGAGUGCUAACAGGGAAACGGCAUUUGUCCAUGCCAUAAGUUCAGCGGGAGUGAUGUACACCCUCACACGAAACUGCAGCCUGGGAGACUUCGACAACUGUGGUUGUGAUGACACAAGGAAUGGUCAAAGAGGGGGUCAGGGCUGGCUGUGGGGAGGCUGCAGUGAUAACGUGGGCUUUGGGGAAGCCAUCUCCAAGCAAUUUGUUGAUGCCCUGGAGACGGGACAAGAUGCACGAGCAGCCAUGAAUCUACACAACAACGAGGCUGGACGGAGGGCUGUGAAAGGCACCAUGCAGCGGACGUGUAAAUGCCACGGCGUCUCCGGCAGCUGCACGACCCAGACCUGCUGGCUUCAGCUGCCGGAGUUCAGGGAGGUGGGCAAUUACCUGAAGGAGAAGUACCAGAGGGCCCUGAAGGUGGACCUGUUGAGGGGCGCGGGCAACAGUGCCGCCAGCCGGCGGGCCAUCGCCGAGACCUUCAGCUCCAUCUCCCGCAAGGAGCUGGUGGCCCUGGAAGACUCCCCCAACUACUGCCUGGAGAACAGGACCCUGGGCCUGCCGGGCACCGAGGGCCGGGAGUGCGUCAAGAAGGGCAAGAACCUGACGCGCUGGGAGAAGCGCAGCUGCAAGCGGCUGUGCGGCGAGUGCGGACUGGUGGUGGAGGAGAGGCGGGCCGAGACGGUGUCCAGCUGCAACUGCAAGUUCCACUGGUGCUGCGCCGUCAAGUGCGACCAGUGCCACAAGACUGUGACCAAGUACUACUGCGUUAAGAAGCAGGGACAGAAGGUCAAGAGCAUCGGGAGGAGCAGCAGCAGCCAAAGGAAGAGUCUCAGGCUCAGGAAGACUCACUAGAAGCAGAAGGCAACCAAGCUCAA
This is a messenger RNA of Engraulis encrasicolus (European anchovy), 1332 nucleotides long. RefSeq names its product wingless-type MMTV integration site family, member 8b (gene wnt8b). Gene Ontology annotation, molecular function: cytokine activity; frizzled binding. The coding region runs from base 221 to 1309 and encodes 362 amino acids. Gene Ontology annotation, cellular component: extracellular region. The record is from RefSeq and is a predicted model, not a curated record. NCBI's taxonomy places the organism in Eukaryota, Metazoa, Chordata, Actinopteri, Clupeiformes, Engraulidae. The transcript is spliced from 6 exons. Gene Ontology annotation, biological process: multicellular organism development; cell fate commitment; neuron differentiation.